AUGUUCAACGACCGCAUUCUCCGUGUCGUCUACAUCGAGUCUGCCCUCUCAGAACGCAAGAUAUAUGAUACAUUCGCCGCGUGCGGUAAAAUACAAGCGAUCCACGCCUCCGACUCAUACUUCCUAGAGUUUGCCUACGAAUUCAGUAUGAGACAAGCGCUUUCCAUGAAUGUGCCUGGGACAACCGUCGCUGCCGUCGCCUCUUCCCCUGCGUUGAUAACACGCUUCAACGACAUCCUACCUCCUGCGCGCUCCACACUUCCUCUCUUCUUUCCUUCACCAUCUCCCGGUCCCUCCCCAGUCCCUAGCACUAGCUCCAGCGCACAGCCGGCACCGACUACGCGAGAGCCAGGACGUUCAGCGCAGCCGCGUGAGCCUCUCGUGCUUCCCGAGCGACCCUCCUAUGACCAGAAAAUCGGCAAGCGUGUCACAGCUAAAAGGCAGGCGUCACGAUUGACGCAAGUACAUACGGGCCCAUCGUCAUCCAUAUCCUCCGCAUAUAGUCAGUCGGAAGCCCAAUCGACGCAGUCUAGUGGCGUCCUGCGGCCAUCGAGGACCGCGGCCGAGCAUGGGAAUGCAGAGAGGAGAAUCCCUGUCUCGCAGAUGAAUGCAACGCCUGUGGCUGCUUCCACGGCAGUGUUCCCCUUCCCUGCUGGGCAGCUGUCUACCGCCUACUCUCAUUUGCACAGUAUCUCCCCUUCUGCGUCACCGCUUGUUCCAGCGUCAUCUUCCGUCCCGAGUACAGGUUAUAAUACCACAGGAUCCUUUGCCCCUCAAACAUAUGGGCCCACACGUCGUCAAAAUGCGGAUGCCAUGGAUAUCGAUGGAGACAAGGAGAACCUCACUAUAUCUGAAAUCCCUAAUCCCUUGCUGCGAACUGGGAAGGACAUAAUGGCUAUCUCAUAUCCGUCUCCCUCGAGCACGUUAUCUGCACCCCUUUCCCGUGGUAACAAUACACCAUCGCUUGGCAAUCAAUCGACUAAUUGCAGUACGACGCUAUCCACGACCACUGUUCCGCAGCCUGCUGUCCCACCGACCCCUUCGCCCUACAUUACGCUCAUUUUCCGCGGCUCACAAGUGAAUGUGGACCUGAGUACACUCGAAGACGAUCCUACGGGUAUUAUUACUGUAUUGCAUACGACUGCAGCGAGCGCGCUCGAACGUGACAAGUGGAUGAUCGUUGCGGCGACCUAUCGUGGCAGUGGGCGGCUGCAGGCAGCGCUCGCGGCCUGCGCGACCCCGCUUCCCGCUUCGCAGAGCGAGAAAGAGGGGCGUCACUCCUUAGCAAAUACCACGAACUUGCCCCCGCACGCGCCAAUACCUGUCUCUAUUCCCAUUCCUCACACUGGCGCCGACAAGGCUGGCGGCGUUCAGGAGGUCGUUGGGCUCGUGGAACUUCGUUCGGCGAAGCGACGCCUGGAGGAGGAGUUGCGCACGGAGCGGGUUGUCCGCCAGCGGCUAGAGGGAGAGCUGAGCGAUUGCGAGGCCGCUCGAGUGCGCGCGGAGGCGGAGAAAACAAAGGCGGAGAAAGGGAAGGAGCUGGCGGAGGCAGCGCGUGCGGAGGCGGACGGGCGCGCGAGGGAGGCGCAGGAAGGAGAGCGUCGGGCGCGGGGAGAGGUGGCGGUGAAUGGCGAUGGUGACGCGGGGAGGUCGUUGUGGAGAGGUGCGUUCGGAGCACGACGCUCUGAUUUGGCGAAUAUGCAUGGAGGCGUCGACGCUGAAUUUCAUAUCCGUUGUGGCGAGGCCAGCGCCGCAUUUCUGCGUUUACGGACAGCGUGCGUUGUGACCAUGGCUAGCAUUCUGCUUCUCGCUGGUAUGUCGACCUCCUAUCCAAGCCUAUGGUCCUUUCGCGAUCACAAAUGCACUAUUUGGGGUAUCACAGUCGAGGUCAUGACAGUGUUGCUGUUCUUGAUAUCCGCAGUGUUUGCAGCUAUCAGAGUAUAUGCUGUUAGCGGGAAAGGGUAUAUUCCUACUGGUAUCACUUUGGUGUUUGGUAUCAUACCUAUCAUCCCUGAAUUUCGACUCUUUUCCCCCGCAUUUGUGUCAUGA
Molecule: messenger RNA, 2049 nt
Organism: Postia placenta MAD-698-R-SB12
Lineage: Eukaryota; Fungi; Basidiomycota; Agaricomycetes; Polyporales; Adustoporiaceae
Exons: 10
Coding region: 1-2049 (682 amino acids)
Source: RefSeq, a predicted model, not a curated record